ACCGGCAUCACGGGUGGCGUCAUCAGCCCGCGACCACCACGUGGAGUCGGGCCACAUCAUCAGCUGUUUGCAAACUCGCGUCGUCGCACAACGUGCGGUGAGCGAUGGCUGCGUGGACUGUAAACAGUCACAGCUGUCCCUUACAUUAAAAUAACAAUACAGCAUCAUCAACAACAACAAGCAUAGCUGUACGAGCAAAACAGUCUAAGCUUCGGGGCGACCAACAAACCAUGCUGCUGGAGCUUAUAGCGGGCAGCGAGCGAAGUGAAUUCGUGCUCAUAGUCGAUUCCCUGGCGCAGCCGGGCAGAGCCCUGCUGAAGAGCCUCAUGAGAGGCGCUGCACUGCGGGGGGAGACCGUUCACGUGUUCCACUGGGAGAUGUCACGCGCUGCCAUCAGCGCCGGCCUGGUGCCCGACAUCGCGUCCCGGCUCGUCCACCACGACUGCUUCUCCGACCCGCUGGGCUGGACGGGUUCUGACGCCCUCAUUCCGGAGACGCCGAAAGCACCGAAUUUUCCGCACGCCCACGGCGUCGUCGACCUUCGGGCGGCCGUUGGGGGGGCGUCCGGGCCGGACCGGGGGCCGCUGUGCGUGGUUCUGGACUCGCUGUCUCCGUUGCUGCUCCACGCCGGGUGGCCCCGUGUCUUGUCACGCCUCCGAGCCCUCGCCGAUCGGCGGCACGAUGACGGUGUGCAGGUGCGGCAGGUGGUGGCGCUGCUCCAUGGGGACGCGCACGCGGAGGGCUCGACGGCGGAUGCGGUGCGCCACGCCGCAAGCACCGUGCUCACGCUCACCCCCGCUCCACCCCGGGCGUUUCCGCACGCGCCCGGGUCGGGGUCAACGUCGGGGUCGGGUCAGGCGGCCCCGCGGUCCUGUUUCGAUGUCAGCGUCCUGCACAAGCGAAGGAGUGGCAAGGUCGUUCGCCUGGAGGAGCGCAUGGCGGUGAUCGACGGGUUCGAGUCCCGCUUGAUAACGGAUGGUGCCAGGUCCGGUGGAGCAACCACCGCUAAUUCUGGCGAGGCACCUGUGUGUGACCCGACUGCCGAGCUGACCUUUAACCUCCGGCUCACGGAGGACGAGCGGAAGGCGCGGGGCCGUGUAGCCCUGCCGUACCAGUUCUCCGCCCAGCAGAAGCAGGAUCUGCUGACCCCGGGGGGCAGCGCGACUCCGACCCAAAUAGGGGGUGGCCGCAUCUUCUAUUGCCCCGACGAUGCCGACGACGUCGAUGACGAGGAUCCGGACGAUGACCUGGACAUUUGAGCGCCGAGCGGGGCAGGAGGGGCGGAUGAUGAUGAUGAGCGGGUGAGCGAGCGAGCGAUGUAAACGAGAGUUCAGCUUGUCAGCCAUUGACUUCCAAUGUAUUGGACGUGCCGAAGGUGGCGGAGUAACUCUUCGAUGUGUUUCCGGAUUGUACUGCGGGUUGUUUGGCAUGAUGUCCGAUGUUUUGCUCGAACAAUGGAAGGGGACAUUCUUGUUUAGGAAAUGAAGUUCGAGCUCAACCUUUUUGAAGAAGCUCCCAGGUCCCAUCACAUGGAGUGAAACGUCGGACUUCGGGCCGAACAAGUCGCGCUGCAUCUGAAAAACACAUCGGCACAACUGUGAAAACCUACGGCAGUGGUGGCUCUAGCUCAGGCAGAUUAAAAUUGGUCGUGUCAGGGCCACUGAGCUGCCACCCCUGAGAAUCCAGGUUUUUAGCCACCGGUGGUUUUAAUUGAGAUUUCAAGUGUGGCGAGUUGAUGAUGAUAUCCGCAAUAAGCCACCAAGAUAAAUUCAUUUUUCACAUAAUUUGGGCAAAAUUACAUCUCUGUGAAUUUAUAAAAUAUAGCGGGCACUUGACAAGGUACAGUGCCCCGAGUGUGGAUGGGAGGCAUUUAAAGGGUGCAAGAGUAGUUAUGUAACCACGUCUUUGAAAAACCGUUCUCUAACGUAGGAGGAGGCUACGCUGCUCUCUGCGAGUUACAAAUGGGAAUGCCUUUGUCCCGUGUGAUGAUGCCGAGAGCACAAACGGUGUUUGUCAGAUGGCAAUCAAUACUGAAAAAAAUGAAUGCUCUUUGAGUUUAUUCUU
Petromyzon marinus (sea lamprey) is the source of this 2064-nucleotide messenger RNA. It is a transcript of the gene ELP5, whose product is annotated as elongator acetyltransferase complex subunit 5. Lineage: Eukaryota; Metazoa; Chordata; Hyperoartia; Petromyzontiformes; Petromyzontidae. Gene Ontology annotation, molecular function: tRNA binding. Gene Ontology annotation, biological process: tRNA wobble uridine modification. Gene Ontology annotation, cellular component: cytosol; elongator holoenzyme complex; nucleus. The record is from RefSeq and is a predicted model, not a curated record.